Cryptomeria japonica (Japanese cedar) is the source of this 1030-nucleotide messenger RNA. RefSeq names its product chitinase 6. Gene Ontology annotation, biological process: cell wall macromolecule catabolic process; carbohydrate metabolic process; chitin catabolic process. Gene Ontology annotation, molecular function: chitinase activity; chitin binding. The record is from RefSeq and is a predicted model, not a curated record. The transcript has 3 exons. NCBI's taxonomy places the organism in Eukaryota, Viridiplantae, Streptophyta, Pinopsida, Cupressales, Cupressaceae. The coding region runs from base 1 to 843 and encodes 280 amino acids.
AUGGAGAGUGAAAGAAGAAGGGCGCUGUUGGUAUUAGCAGUAGAGAUUGUUGUGCUGUUUGGGAGAGUUUCUGCACGGGAUUGUGGAUGUUCGAGCGACUUGUGCUGUAGCCGAUAUGGCUUAUGCGGUACUGGAAAUGAUUUCUGCGGAACUGGAUGCCAACAGGGCCCAUGUAACAAUAACCCCACACCCUCCACUCGCCCCACCCCCAACCCCAGCGGUGUCUCCUCCAUCAUAGACAAAGAUUUCUUUGACGCCAUUCUCAGCGCUGCAGACACCUCCUGCGCUGGAAAGAACUUCUACACGUACGCUCACUUCAUCAACGCCGCCAACGCAUACCCCGGCUUCGGCACCUCCGGAUCUUCUGACGACGCCAAGAGAGAGCUCGCUGCCUUCUUCGCCCACGUAACGCACGAGACUGGAUCUUUCUGCUACGUUGAAGAGAUCGGUGGCGCACAAAAAGAUUACUGCGAUGAAAACAACCCUCUGUAUUCGUGCGUUCCUGGAAAAGGCUACUUCGGCCGGGGAGCCAUCCAGCUAACGUGGAACUCCAACUACGGUCGUGCAGGAGAAGACAUUGGGUUCGACGGGCUGAAUGAGCCGGAGAAGGUAGCACAAGAUCCCGCCAUUACCUUGAGAACAGCAGUGUGGUUUUGGAUGAAAAAUAGCAACGGACAUACUGCCAUCAUUUCUGGACAGGGAUUCGGAGCCACAAUCCAAUCUGUGAAUGGCCCAAAAGAAUGUGACGGUGGUAACCCUAAUACCGUCGACAAGCGUAUCACUUACUACAAGCACUACUGCCAGAAGUUGGGAGUAGAUCCGGGCUCCAACCUCUCAUGCUAACUUUGCCUCAUAUCUGUCCUGUUAUAAAAGUAGUAGAAGACAGCAGAGUCGCAUUUUGUUGUCCUACCACAUUUUUUUUUCAAUAAGAAAACUUUGAAUGUAAAAUAAGACCAGAGAAUGCCAUACCGCUGCGUUCUGUAUUCUCGGUCACUCUCUCUCUCUCUAUAAAAUAUUUUUUCUUUAGUAA